AUGUCCAACGUUCCUGAGACCAAGGUGGAUCCCUCGCUCUCGACGCCCGAGGUGCCCUCGCAGGGCCUUCACAGCCGCCUCGACAAGAUGCGAGCCGAUUCCAGUAUUCUGGGCUCCAUGAACAAGAUUCUGGUCGCCAACCGAGGAGAGAUCCCCAUUCGAAUCUUCAGAACCGCCCAUGAGCUUUCCAUGCAGACCGUGGCUAUCUACGCCCACGAGGAUCGGCUCUCUAUGCACCGAUUCAAGGCCGACGAGGCCUAUGUGAUUGGUGACCGUGGCAAGUACACCCCCGUCCAGGCCUACCUUCAGGUCGACGAGAUCAUCGAGAUCGCAAAGGCUCACGGUGUCAACAUGGUCCACCCCGGAUACGGUUUCCUUUCCGAGAACUCCGAGUUUGCUCGAAAGGUUGAGGAGGCCGGCAUGGCCUGGAUUGGCCCCCCUCACAACGUCAUUGACUCUGUCGGUGACAAGGUCUCUGCCCGAAACCUGGCCAUUAAGAACAACGUUCCCGUUGUGCCCGGUACUGAUGGCCCUGUCGAGGACCCCAAGGACGCUCUCAAGUUUGUGGAGAAGUACGGUUACCCUGUUAUCAUCAAGGCUGCCUUUGGUGGUGGAGGCCGAGGUAUGCGAGUUGUUCGAGAAGGAGACGACAUUGUUGAUGCAUUCAACCGAGCCUCCUCCGAGGCCAAGACUGCAUUUGGCAACGGAACCUGUUUCAUCGAGCGAUUCCUCGAUAAACCCAAGCACAUUGAGGUCCAGCUUCUUGCUGACGGCCAGGGCAACGUUGUACAUCUGUUUGAGCGAGACUGUUCCGUCCAGCGACGACACCAGAAGGUGGUUGAGAUUGCUCCUGCCAAGGACCUGCCCGUGGAGGUUCGAGACGCCAUUCUUGACGACGCUGUCCGACUUGCUGAGGACGCCAAGUACCGAAACGCCGGUACCGCCGAGUUCCUCGUUGACGAGCAGAACCGACACUACUUCAUCGAGAUCAACCCCCGAAUUCAGGUUGAGCACACAAUUACCGAAGAGAUUACUGGCAUCGACAUUGUUGCUGCACAGAUCCAGAUUGCCGCUGGUGCCACUCUUGAGCAGCUGGGACUCACCCAGGACAAGAUCUCCACUCGAGGCUUUGCCAUCCAAUGCCGAAUCACAACCGAGGACCCUGCCAAGCAGUUCCAACCCGACACCGGUAAGAUCGAGGUCUACCGAUCUGCUGGAGGUAACGGAGUUCGGCUCGAUGGAGGAAACGGUUUUGCCGGAGCCAUCAUCUCCCCUCACUACGAUUCCAUGCUGGUCAAGUGCUCUUGUUCCGGCACCACAUUCGAGAUUGCUCGACGAAAGAUGAUCCGAGCUCUGGUUGAGUUCCGAAUCCGAGGAGUCAAGACCAACAUUCCCUUCCUGUUGGCUCUUCUCACCCACCCCACUUUCAUCGAGGGUAAGUGCUGGACCACUUUUAUCGACGACACUCCUUCGCUGUUCGACCUCAUGACCUCCCAGAACCGAGCCCAGAAGCUGCUUGCCUACCUUGCCGAUCUCUGUGUCAACGGCACUUCCAUCAAGGGCCAGGUUGGCAACCCCAAGCUCAAGUCCGAGGUUGUCAUCCCCGUGCUCAAGAACUCUGAGGGCAAGAUUGUCGACUGUUCCAAGCCCGACCCUGUUGGCUGGAGAAACAUUCUUGUCGAGCAGGGCCCCGAGGCCUUUGCCAAGGCCGUUCGAAAGAACGACGGUGUGCUUGUCAUGGACACCACUUGGCGUGACGCCCACCAGUCUCUGCUUGCCACCCGAGUUCGAACCACCGAUCUGCUGGCUAUCGCCAACGAGACCUCCCACGCCAUGUCCGGUGCUUUUGCCUUGGAGUGCUGGGGAGGAGCCACCUUCGAUGUCGCCAUGCGGUUCCUGUACGAGGACCCCUGGGACCGACUUCGAAAGAUGCGAAAGGCCGUGCCCAACAUCCCCUUCCAGAUGCUUCUGCGAGGUGCCAAUGGUGUCGCUUACUCCUCUCUACCUGAUAACGCCAUUGACCACUUUGUCAAGCAGGCCAAGGAUAAUGGAGUCGACAUUUUCCGAGUGUUUGACGCUCUCAACGAUCUCGACCAGCUCAAGGUCGGUGUUGACGCUGUCAAGAAGGCCGGAGGAGUGGUUGAGGCCACCGUUUGCUACUCCGGAGACAUGCUCAACCCCAAGAAGAAGUACAACCUCGAGUACUACCUCGAUUUUGUCGAUCGUGUGGUUGAGAUGGGCACUCACAUUCUGGGUAUCAAGGAUAUGGCUGGUACUCUUAAGCCCGCCGCUGCUACCAAGCUCAUUGGUGCCAUUCGAGAGAAGUACCCCAACCUCCCCAUCCAUGUCCACACACAUGACUCUGCUGGUACUGGUGUGGCCUCCAUGGCUGCUGCCGCCGAGGCUGGAGCUGAUGUGGUUGACGUGGCUUCCAACUCCAUGUCUGGUAUGACCUCUCAGCCCUCCAUCUCUGCUCUCAUGGCUACUCUUGAGGGCAAGCUUUCCACUGGCCUGGACCCUGCUCUUGUCCGAGAGCUCGACGCGUACUGGGCCCAGAUGCGACUGCUGUACUCCUGCUUCGAGGCUGAUCUCAAGGGUCCCGAUCCCGAGGUGUUCCAGCACGAGAUUCCUGGUGGCCAGCUGACCAACCUUCUCUUCCAGGCCCAGCAGGUUGGUCUGGGAGAGCAGUGGAAGGAGACCAAGCAGGCUUACAUCGCUGCCAACCAGCUGCUGGGCGAUAUUGUUAAGGUAACCCCUACCUCGAAGGUUGUCGGUGAUCUGGCCCAGUUUAUGGUUUCCAACAAGCUGUCAUAUGAUGACGUCAUCAAACAGGCUGGCUCUCUGGACUUCCCCGGUUCCGUGCUCGACUUCUUCGAGGGUCUCAUGGGCCAGCCCUACGGUGGUUUCCCUGAGCCUCUCCGAACUGAGGCUCUGCGAGGCCAGCGAAAGAAGCUGACCGAGCGACCCGGUAAGUCUCUGCCCCCUGUUGACUUUGCUGCCGUCCGAAAGGACCUCGAGGAACGAUUUGGCCACAUCACUGAGUGCGACAUUGCCUCUUACUGCAUGUACCCCAAGGUGUUUGAGGACUACCGAAAGAUUGUCGACAAAUACGGUGAUCUAUCCAUCGUCCCUACUCGACUCUUCCUGGAGGCUCCCAAGACUGACGAGGAGUUCUCUGUCGAGAUUGAGCAGGGUAAGACUCUGAUUCUCGCUCUGCGAGCCAUUGGAGACCUGUCCAUGCAGACUGGUCUACGAGAGGUCUACUUUGAGCUCAACGGAGAGAUGCGAAAGAUUUCUGUUGAGGACAAGAAGGCUGCUGUCGAGACUGUUUCUCGACCUAAGGCCGACCCUGGCAACCCCAACGAGGUCGGAGCUCCCAUGGCCGGUGUGGUUGUGGAGGUCCGAGUCCACGAGGGCACCGAGGUCAAGAAGGGCGACCCCGUGGCUGUUCUGUCUGCCAUGAAGAUGGAGAUGGUUAUCUCUGCCCCUGUUUCCGGUAAGGUGGGCGAGGUUCCUGUGAAGGAGGGCGACUCUGUCGAUGGUUCCGAUCUUAUUUGCAAGAUUGUGCGGGCUUAA
Molecule: messenger RNA, 3576 nt
Organism: Yarrowia lipolytica CLIB122
Lineage: Eukaryota; Fungi; Ascomycota; Dipodascomycetes; Dipodascales
Biological process (GO): pyruvate metabolic process; gluconeogenesis
Cellular component (GO): cytoplasm
Molecular function (GO): metal ion binding; ATP binding; pyruvate carboxylase activity
Source: RefSeq, a predicted model, not a curated record